GUGGUUAGAGGCCAACGAAACGGGUGACGCUACACACACUAACAUCACAGUAGCCGUCGCUUGUAUAAAGGAGGGUGUUUGGAGGACCGUCAAAACAGACACAAUUUGACAAGCUAGCAGAGAACUCCAACACUGAGUAAUACAUACAAAGAACCCAAUGAUCGUGUUCCCCCAAACAUGCUUAUCUUAGUCACAUCACCAUCAAGGGAACUGCAUCCACUCAACAUUGACAUGGAGGACAACAGAAUAAAGCAGACAAAGGGAUGCGACUUGAGGUCCCGACUACAACGCAGAUCUUCCCAUGCCCCUAACACUGAACGACUUAGUACCGAGGAAAUGAUCCUGUGGUCCCAGUCUUUGGAGAGACUUCUCACGUCAAAAUAUGGCAUGGCAACAUUUCAGGCCUUUCUGAAAUCAGAGUUCAGCGAUGAGAACAUUGAAUUCUGGCUGAUCUGUGAAGACUACAAGAAGAUUAAGUCCUCCUUCAGGCUCUCCUCCAGGGCCAAGAAGAUCUACAAGACAUACAUUGAAGCUGAGGCUCCAAAAGAGGCAUGUUGUACUCACAAACAUAGUAUAAUACUUCACAAAAACAUGUACAUCUUUGAUCACAUCAACAUUGACCACAAGACCAGAGAUCUCAUCGGGCAGAAUGUGAAGACGCCCUCCACAGUUUGCUUCGACGAGGCCCAGAGGAUUGUGUACAGCCUGAUGGAGAAAGAUUCCUACCCCAGGUUCCUCAGAUCCAACAUCUACAGGACCUUAUUGGACUCCGCAUCAGACUACACGAAGAUGUGAAUGAAUACCGAUGAUAGAAACUGAACUGAGGCUUCCAACAAUGGACUGCAAUGUUUCACAGCCAGGGAGCUUCUACAAACAGGAUUCAUAAGAAGAUGCUUCCGAGUGUGAAUUAUACUGGGUACAGAUGUACGAGGCCUAUGGGAAUGCUGGGAGGAACAUACAGAAGUGACUGUGCUGGCAAGCCUUCUUGACAUUUGUGUUUAGUCUAUGUACUUUCACUUGAAAGAGGAACAUACGUCACAUAGAAGGGGACUAAAGAGAUCAUAGAAAUAUAAUGUUGAUUCUAUUUCUACGACAGAGACAUGGUGGUGUCAGGGGAUUACCUUGCAUGGCAUGUUAUUGCUAGGGACUUUCUGUGUCAAAGUUCCGGGGAUGUUUACUAUGUAGAAUCUAAACAGUCUGGGCUGUAACUGUAUGAAAAGGUAUCUGCAGUUGCACAUAAUCUGCAGGUCAUCAGUUGAGUUAUAAGGCAUUUGAUAAAAUAAUCUACUAAAUUUGACUUUUUUUAAAACCACAAUUUUAGAAUGGGUAAUUUUGUUUACUUUAACACAAUGAGGCAUGUUUGUGAUGUAAGCUUUAAAAAAUAACAUUAUGGAGAAUUGAUUUUGUGAAGAAAUUACUGAAUGUAAAAAAUGCUGUUGAUACACUGGAUAUGUGUAAAAAAUUCAGAUUUCUAUAGGUGUAUUUAUAAAAUGGCACAUGGUUUCCAAAUUCGAACAGCUAAAUUAUACAUUUAGUAAAAACAAAAAUUCACAAAAAUGUAAAUGCUUCAAACCUUCAAAGCACUUUUAAAAUAUCCUAAUAUUUGACUGCAUUUGUUUGUUAAGGAGCUUCCCAAACUUUACUGAAAGGGUAAUGUCACGAGUUGGAAAUAUGACAGGUUAUUUUCGAUCUGGGUUGAGCAGGCAGAAGCAGGAAACAAGGCACUAGUUUCACCAUUUAAUACAUAAUAAGUAAUGGUUUACACGUUUACCUUUUCAUCCGUGGCUUUUCUCAUGGCCCAGGAACAUUUACAAACCAUGCAAUUUAAAAUGACACUAACAAACCAAUCAAAGUAAGCGAAAGGCACAGGAAGUGGGGCAGUCCAGGAGGCAGGUGUCCAUCUUGUUUUCGUCAAACUCACAAGAAUCCAUUUCCCUCCAUGCUCCCAGAAACCACCAUCCCACUGGGCACAAACUGGUUGAAUCAACAUUGUUUCAAUGUAAUUUCUCAACUUAAUGUGAUGUGGAAUCUACGUGGAAAAUACAUUGGAUUCUAACAAA
Oncorhynchus nerka (sockeye salmon) is the source of this 2060-nucleotide messenger RNA. RefSeq names its product regulator of G-protein signaling 21-like. The coding region runs from base 178 to 795 and encodes 205 amino acids. The record is from RefSeq and is a predicted model, not a curated record. NCBI's taxonomy places the organism in Eukaryota, Metazoa, Chordata, Actinopteri, Salmoniformes, Salmonidae. The transcript is spliced from 5 exons.